This is a messenger RNA of Cynara cardunculus var. scolymus (artichoke), 1019 nucleotides long. RefSeq names its product protein SODIUM POTASSIUM ROOT DEFECTIVE 1. The record is from RefSeq and is a predicted model, not a curated record. Lineage: Eukaryota; Viridiplantae; Streptophyta; Magnoliopsida; Asterales; Asteraceae. Gene Ontology annotation, molecular function: metal ion binding. Bases 1 to 954 code for a protein of 317 amino acids. The transcript has 3 exons.
AUGAAGAUCAAGACUGCGGAACUCUUUUGUGCAUCUCCGGCGUCCACCGCCAUAUGUACCACCAUGAAUCAGCAUGCCAUGGUCCGCCGUGGCGGAGGAGGUGGCGGCGGCGGCUCUACCCCAAGACCCAUAAACCACCGCCACCACCAUCAAUACUACAAUAACCACUACCAGUUUGAUUUCGGAGAUAAACCCAAAUUCAAAGUACCUGCAAUCCCUUGUACAUCUCAACACCACAUUGAUCCCAAACCUUACACCGCUUACCUCCAGAAAAUCAGAAAGAGUACUUCCUCCGCCACCACUACCUCCACCACCACCGCCACCGCCAAGAGUGCUGUUGCUCGAAUUGGUGAUGAGGGUGCUUUGGUAGCAAGGAGGAAAAGCAGUGCUGAUAUAAAUGAUAGAGAUGCUCCUCGAGGUUCGUCGUCUAGAUAUCUCUUGAACAACCCCACCAUUAUUGAAGAUCUUCAGGAUUCCGAUGAUGUUUGUAACGCCGGCGCACUGGUCGUUAGCGAACCGGCAUGGCCGGAAUAUCAAACCGAUUCUCCGGUGAUCAAGAAGUCUUUAUCGUCGUCGAGACGGUCUCGUGGUUAUGAUUCGCCGGCGUUGGUUAAAUCAAGAUCACCGUCGCUCCGAUUGGAUGCUCCGACGGAAUCUCCUGGUUCCAAAUCUUCGAGGUCCCGUUCCCGUGACCAGGUUGUGGAAUUGAGGGUUUCGAUCCAUUGCAAAGGAUGUGAAGGGAAAGUAAGAAAACACAUCUCAAGAAUGGAAGGAGUGAAAUCAUUUCACAUAGAUUUGGAAUCAAAGAAGGUGACGGUGGUCGGAGAUGUAACUCCAUUGAGUGUUCUUUCCAGUAUCUCAAAGGUGAAGAAUGCACAGUUUUGGCCUUCUCCUUCUCCUACUUCUGCUUCUGCUUCUCCUUCUCCUACACCUUUCGUUGCCAUCGGAUACUAAAUUUGCACAUUAUCUCGAUUUCUACUUCUUUUUCUUAUUUGUAAUGAAAUAUUUUUAAUAGUUCC